AUGGACAUCUUAGAACUGAGUUACAAGAAUUUGCCAGAUGAUUUGAAAGCAUGUUUCCUUUACUUUGCAGCGUUGGAAGAGGACAAGGAGAUUUCUGUUUCUAAAUUGAUAAGGCUAUGGAUGGCCGAAGGGUUUAUACAGAAAGAAGCUUCGAACAGCUUAGAGGGUCUUGCCGAGAAUUACCUGAUGGAUUUGAUUGGUAGAAGCUUGAUAAUUGUUACCAAAAGAAGAUCAACGGGUGGGGUCAAAGCAUGUCGGGUUCAUGACAUUGUGCGUUGCUUGUGCUUGUUAAAAUCUAAAGAGGAAAACUUCUUGGAGCUGGUAACUAGUAAGGAUGAACCUUAUGCUUCUUUUGAUGGUAGUAUGGAUAUUGAUGAUUUUGAUCCUUCAGAUUCCAUGACAUAUGAGAAAUAUCGAUUAUGUGUUCAUGCAAGUCGAAAGCACUUUUUUAUGUCAAGGCCUUCUGGUCCAUAUGUUCGUUCUCUGCUGUUUUAUGCUACCACUGAUACAUACCCAAGAUGCCCUUAUGAUACUUUGUUCAUUUCUAAAAACUUUAAGCUUCUUAAGGUGCUGGAUUUGGAAUGUGCCAACAUGGGUAAUUCCUUUGCCAAUGGAAUAGAGUUACUUGUUCAGUUGCAUUAUCUGGCAGUUGGUGGUGAUAUAGACUCUAUUCCCUCAUCAUUAGCCAACUUGCAGAAUCUAGAAACGUUUCUUGUGAAGGGACUGAAAGGUAAGGUCACUAUACCGGAUAGCAUUUGGACCAUGACUAGCUUGAGGCAUCUUCAUGUAGAAAAUCAUGCUACCUUCGCAUUGCAAGAUGGAAAGAUUGGAAGUUCCUGUGAAUUAAGUAACUUGGUUUCCCUUUCCUCGCCAUCUCUUUCUUAUAGGGAACAUGCAGAGGAAAUAUUAAGGGGGUUGCCCAAUCUUCAAAAAUUAAGUUGUAUUUUUUCAAAAUCAUGGGAUAAUUCCAAGAAGUGCAACCAAUUUCCAAGGUUGGAGGAUAUGACUCAUUUGGAGUCACUCAAGAUAUCCUACAUCGGUAGGAGUGUUAGUAGUGGCGAAUUUAGCUUCCCCUUGAGUCUUAGAAAGUUGACUUUAUCAACUUUCUUCUUGCGGUGA
Messenger RNA from Coffea eugenioides, 1119 nucleotides. RefSeq names its product putative late blight resistance protein homolog R1B-17. Bases 1 to 1119 code for a protein of 372 amino acids. The transcript has a single exon. The record is from RefSeq and is a predicted model, not a curated record. Gene Ontology annotation, biological process: defense response to other organism. NCBI's taxonomy places the organism in Eukaryota, Viridiplantae, Streptophyta, Magnoliopsida, Gentianales, Rubiaceae.